AUGGAUGUGUUCGAGGAUGUGUAUAAUCCUCUGCCCGGUAUCGCUGAUGAUCGCAGGGGUGAAGAUGAAGACGUUGAUGGCAGCUGUGUUAUCCGACCGCCUCAGUCCUGGUGUCAAAUAAUUGAUGAGCGCUUUGAUGAUGUUGCAUCAGUUGGAACAGUCUGCAGCACGACAGUCAGCGAAGAAGGCAGCUCAUUCAUAAAUGAGUCAUCCAGCUGGAACCUGAGUGAAGUGGUGAAAUUUAAGCCUCCUUUAAACGUUCAAGUUGAAAACGCAGCGGGAUUCUACAACAUAACCUGGAGCCAUGACGACGACGCCGCCGCCGCCGCCUGCCUCAGAUACAGAGUCCGCAUAAGAACGAGCGAAAACUUGUUGAAGGAUCCAGUUUUGUCCAAGGAAAGAGUGUCAGAAAUGCACAUUCUGAUCAACCACAAUGAACUACAACCACAAACCAAUUAUACUGUGGAUGUUCAAGCCACAUAUUGUCCUGAAUAUUUCCUUCAGGGUCCAUGGAGUGAAUGGAGUUCCACUGCAAACUGGAAAACAGAGGCGUUAAAUGUCAAAGGUACUUGGUGGCACAUCUUCCUGUCCAUCGUUACUGUCUUCAUUUUUUGCCUGCUUCUGUGUUAUUCACAGAAAACGUGUUGGCAGAGAAAGCUUCAGGUGAUCACGUACAUCCCGAGACCGGAUGAGUUUUUCAAACCCCUGUAUCACAACUACGAAGGGAACUUCAAGGUAAGACGGCAAAACGACGUCACUCGUUGCGUUUUGUGUGUAAUUUCCAAAUCGAGCCAGCAGAGCUCCCUCAGAAGUUACCAAGAUGGAGCAAGCUUGGGCUCCUUUGAGGAAGACAACAGAGAGCAUGCCAGCUAUGAUUUAGAGGAGCCUCACAUGUCCAGGAUGGACAGACAAAGUGGGGUAUUACCACAGCAUGAAAACCGCAUAUCCAAUGACCUAUUAGUGGAAAACCUAAACUUCCAGCCUCACGAUCAGUUUGAUGAACCAGAGAGGGUAUCCCUUGACUCAUUUGAGCAGUCAGAGGAUGGCUACCCUCAUGUGGACUUGGACACAAUCGAUAGUGGUUUUGGGGAGUGCGGCAGCCCCGGAGCAUCAGACUCAAAUACAGCAGAUCAGAUCAACUCUGAUUUAUUUCAUCAGCACACGAACUCAAAUUCAAAUUAUGUCAAGCAGUGGAUGAUAUGUAGCACUAUUCAAGAAGACUCAAGCCACCUGGAGAAUGAACUCCAUGAAUCACGAUGAUUCAAAGUUGACUGACUGCUACCGUUUCAGAUUGUUGGGCGGUGGGGCACACGUUUAUUUAAGACUUGGAUCUGUUGAUGAUAUUUGAAUUAGAAAAAGAAUCUAGUUGAGUGGUCAUGCUGUAAUGUUGUGUAUUUUUAUAGUCUGAAUGUUUUUUUUUUUCUUGCACUAUAGUCUUGUUCCGUUAUUUUAAAAGAAC
This is a messenger RNA of Neolamprologus brichardi, 1459 nucleotides long. Lineage: Eukaryota; Metazoa; Chordata; Actinopteri; Cichliformes; Cichlidae. The record is from RefSeq and is a predicted model, not a curated record.